GCGCCGCAUGUGUUAGAGCAGAGUGUUCUAGAAACCGGUGAGGGCCUGUUUCUCCAAGCUGUUCGUUUCGCCUCUCGCUUGGUUAGUGCACGUUUAAUUACCAUGGCCGCUGUCAAAGCGCUCAAUCCGAAAGCUGAGGUGGCUCGAGCACAGGCUGCUCUGGCCGUUAACAUCAGCGCUGCUCGUGGACUUCAGGAUGUGCUAAAGAGCAACCUGGGUCCGAAGGGAACCAUGAAAAUGCUUGUGUCUGGUGCUGGAGACAUAAAGCUCACCAAGGACGGCAAUGUCUUGUUGCAUGAAAUGCAAAUUCAGCAUCCAACAGCCUCUUUGAUCGCUAAAGUGGCUACAGCACAGGAUGACAUAACAGGCGAUGGAACCACCUCCAAUGUGCUUAUAAUUGGGGAGCUCCUUAAGCAGGCGGACCUCUAUGUUUCUGAGGGUCUUCAUCCAAGAAUAAUAGUUGAAGGAUUUGAGGCAGCGAAAGAGAAGGCUUUGGAAGUGCUGGAGAAUGUGAAAGUGACUAAAGAGAUGGACAGAGAGAUGCUUGUCAAUGUGGCCCGGACAUCCCUGAGAACCAAGGUCCACACAGAGCUGGCUGACCUCCUGACUGAGGCCGUGGUCGAUGCUGUUCUUGCAAUUCGGAAACCAGAUGAACCCAUUGAUCUUUUCAUGAUCGAAAUAAUGGAAAUGAAACACAAAACAGAAAGUGAUACAACGUUGAUAAAAGGCUUGGUACUGGACCAUGGUGCCCGCCAUCCUGAUAUGAAAAAGCGAGUUGAGGAUGCUUAUGUGCUAACUUGCAACGUUUCCUUGGAAUAUGAAAAGACGGAAGUCAACUCUGGCUUUUUCUACAAGAGUGCUGAUGAAAGGGAGAAACUGGUGAAAGCUGAGAGGAAAUUCAUUGAAGAGCGUGUUAAUAAGAUUAUUGAGUUGAAGAAAAAAGUCUGUGAAGAUGGUACCAAAGGGUUUGUUGUCAUCAAUCAGAAGGGCAUUGAUCCGUUCUCCCUGGACGCUCUGGCAAAAGAGGGUAUUGUGGCUCUCCGCAGAGCUAAGAGAAGAAACAUGGAAAGACUCACUCUGGCUUGUGGAGGUAUUGCCAUGAACUCUGUAGACGACCUUACACCAGAAUGCUUGGGACAUGCCGGUCUUGUAUACGAGUACACACUUGGGGAAGAGAAGUACACCUUCAUUGAGAAGUGCAGCAACCCUCGGUCGGUGACACUGCUGGUGAAGGGGCCCAACAAGCACACUCUCACACAGAUCAAGGAUGCAGUGAGGGAUGGUUUGCGGGCUGUCAAGAAUGCUAUUGAGGAUGGCAGUGUCGUUUCAGGAGCUGGGGCCUUUGAAGUAGCAGUGGCAGAUGCUUUGGUGAAACACAAGCCCAAUGUGAAGGGACGUGCGCAGCUUGGAGUGCAGGCCUUUGCUGAUGCUUUGCUGGUCAUUCCUAAGGUUCUGGCACAAAACUCUGGAUACGAUCCCCAAGAGACACUUGUGAAACUUCAGACAGAAUAUAAAGAGUCAGGACAGCUCAUUGGUGUGGACCUCAACACAGGUGAACCAAUGGUGGCAGGAGAGGCAGGCGUGUGGGACAACUAUAGUGUAAAGAAACAGCUCUUGCAUUCAUGCACUGUCAUCGCAAGCAAUAUUCUUUUGGUGGAUGAGAUCAUGAGAGCUGGCAUGUCAUCACUGAAGGGCUAAGGCCACACAGCCUGAUGGAGGUAGUUUGACCGAAAGCAUCCACUUCCAGCACUUUGGAUGUCUUCAGUGGGAAGAGGGAUUGGUUGAACUCAGUUGCAGUCCUGGUGGUAUCCUGUAUCAGUAAAAAUCUGUUUUUCCCCUCUUGGAAGUGGUUUGUCCUCUAACCACAAAGUGAGACUUGUCUAUGGCACUGAAGUGUACAGAACAGUUUUCCCUUCUUUAUACCCAAUAAAGCUUAGUUUUGCCCUGGAA
Scleropages formosus (Asian bonytongue) is the source of this 1950-nucleotide messenger RNA. It is a transcript of the gene cct6a, whose product is annotated as chaperonin containing TCP1, subunit 6A (zeta 1). Gene Ontology annotation, biological process: protein folding. The record is from RefSeq and is a predicted model, not a curated record. Gene Ontology annotation, molecular function: ATP binding; ATP hydrolysis activity; ATP-dependent protein folding chaperone. Lineage: Eukaryota; Metazoa; Chordata; Actinopteri; Osteoglossiformes; Osteoglossidae. The transcript is spliced from 14 exons. Bases 103 to 1698 code for a protein of 531 amino acids.